This is a messenger RNA of Rotaria sordida, 1899 nucleotides long. The record is from the annotation of a GenBank genome assembly. NCBI's taxonomy places the organism in Eukaryota, Metazoa, Rotifera, Eurotatoria, Philodinida, Philodinidae.
AUGUUGUAUGGCAUUGUCAUGGAUACUAUUCGAGAUGGUAUUCUUCGUUCAUAUGGAGCAAUUAUGUGGAAACGUAUUGUAAAAGAAGUUAAUUUACCAUUUGAAACAUUUGAAUUUUAUUCACGAUAUGAUGAUAAUUUACUUAUAAAAAUUUGUGAUUGUAUGAUAGAAAUUUUAAAUGAUGGUACACGUGAUACAUAUUUAGAAUUUUUUGGUACAAAUUUUAUUCAUUAUUUUUACAGAUGUGGUUUUGAUAAAAUACUUCGAGUAGCUGGACGAACAUUACGUGAUUUUCUUUUUGUUAUUGAUGAAUUACAUGAUUCAAAUCGAUAUAUAUUUCCGCAAAUGAAACAUCCAUUAUUUCAUGUUACUGAAGAAAAUGAAAAAGGAGCAACACUUAUUUAUAAAAGCAUGCGUCAUGGUCUUACUCAUUUUGCUAUUGGUGGACUCAAAGCUGUAGCUUCAGUAAUAUAUAAUCAGAACGAUAUUCAUAUAAUUGUACAACAUGAUUUUUCGACUAAUGAUUAUUCACAAGUUUUCAUUUGGGUACAGUUUGAUAAUAAGAAUUAUAAAACGAAACGAUUAUUUAAUUUUCCAUCUUUACCCGAUCUAAGUGUUACAACUUUCUUUCAAGUAUUUCCAUUUUCAAUUCUUAUGAAUUCAUCAUUACGUAUUCAUCAUAUGGGUAAAAAUAUUAUGAAAAUUUUUCCUGAUGAUACACCUUUGAUUGGACAAUUAUUAAACGAUGUCUUUCAAAUUAUUCAACCUGGUAUUUUUUUCGAAUGGGAUAAAAUUCUUUCCUAUGGUCAAUAUAUUGUCUUUAUGAUGGAAAAUCGACUUCCACUACGUAUUGGAUCAUCGAGUAGAAUUCGAUUGAAAGGUCAAAUGAAAUAUAUACAAAACAAGAAUAUGUUAUGGUUUCUAUGUCAUCCAGUUUUAGAAAUUGUAGAUGAUAUGAUUUCAACUGGAUUACAUUUAACUGAUUUAAGUUUGUUUGAUAAUACAAAUGGUCUACUAAUUACUGGUACAAGUCAACAACAACAAUUGGAGGAAAUUACUCUCAGACAAAAUGUAUGGAGGAGAAAAGCAUCAUAUAUACGAAAAAAAUUAAGUACAAGUCAUAAGACGAAUCAAUCUUUACUCUAUUCAACGAUGCCAAAACAUAUUGCACGUUUACUUCAAUCUGGUGUACAAGUUAAUAGUAUCAAUGAAUGUCAACCUUUUGUUAGUAUCAUGUUUAUAAAUGUAAUGGAUUUAAAAACAUUAACUGAUCAUCUUGAUGCUACUCAUGCUAUAACAUAUCUUAAUAAUGUUGUUAUUUUAUUUGAUGCUAUUGCUGAUAAAUAUGAUGUAUUCAAAGUAGAAAUAAGAGCAGAUGCAAGUUAUAUGGCAGUUGCUGGUAUACAUGAUCAAGCAUGCAUUACUCGACCAUCAAAUGGUUCACAAUUGUCAUUAAUGUCAUCAGCAAACGGAGAAGAAGAUGACAAAGAGGAAAAUGAUGAUCAAAAGAAAAAUUUAUUUGAAUUAAAUUCAACUGAAAUUAUUGCAGCAUUAUCACUUGAACUUUUACAAGCUAGUGAAGAUAUUCAUAAUCCUAUAACGAAUAAACCAUUUGAUCUUAAAUUUGGAUUUCAUUCUGGUAUGGCUAUAGGUGGUAUUAUUGGUAUACGAAAUUAUCAAUACUGUCUAUUUGGUGACACUGUUAAAAUAGCAAGUCAAAUGAUGACUACUGGCGAGGUUGGUCGAAUACAUGUGAGUCAGACAGCAUAUAGUCAUUUAGUGAAAGAUAGACGUUUUACGUUGGAAUAUCGAGGUCAAAUGAAUAUUGAAGACAGUGAACCAAUUGAUACGUUUUGGUUGACAGGCUCAACUGCAAUAUUACCUACGACAAAAAAUUAA